GAGAGCCUGGGGGGCAGCACAAAAAGCCUUUCCAAACCGGAGCGCCCGUGUCGACCGAAAGAGUCCCCUCCCUUAGCGGCACCCACGACCGUUACCCUCUACUAUUGAGUCGGACUGAAGGCGGGAGUCCUAGCCGAAAGGAGCCGCAGAAACGCCUCCCGACCUAACCCAGUACGCCAAACAGGAGUAAAUGAGGCACGGACAGGUGUCUGGAGCACACGCCUCGGCGGAAGCAAAUCUGAGACUCUUUGGAAAACAGCCCAGGAUGAGAGUUGAAAGGUCAGAGCUGAAGUGGCUGUUCCAUGAAAAAUGUAGUGGUGCUACAGCAGUUGUACAGGCAGCACUAUGCAAACCCCGGCAAGAGCGUGUAGCAAUAAAGAGGAUCAACUUAGAAAAAUGCCAAACCAGUAUGGAUGAGUUACUUAAAGAAAUCCAAGCAAUGAGUCAAUGCAAUCACCCCAAUGUGGUGACCUAUUACACAUCGUUUGUGGUGAAGGAUGAGCUUUGGCUGGUUAUGAAGCUGCUAAGUGGGGGUUCAAUGCUUGAUAUAAUAAAGUAUAUUGUCAACAGAGGAGAGCACAAAAAUGGUGUCCUUGAAGAACCAAUAAUAGCAACAAUUCUUAAGGAGGUUUUGGAAGGUUUAGACUAUCUACACAGGAAUGGACAAAUUCACAGAGAUUUGAAGGCUGGCAACAUUCUUCUGGGUGAAGAUGGUUCUGUACAAAUAGCAGAUUUUGGUGUUAGUGCAUUUUUAGCUACUGGAGGCGAUAUGACUCGUAACAAAGUAAGGAAAACAUUUGUUGGUACUCCAUGUUGGAUGGCCCCUGAAGUGAUGGAGCAGGUGCGAGGUUAUGACUUCAAGGCUGAUAUGUGGAGUUUUGGGAUAACAGCCAUUGAGUUAGCAACAGGAGCGGCGCCUUAUCACAAAUAUCCUCCUAUGAAAGUGUUAAUGCUGACGCUGCAAAAUGACCCUCCCACUUUAGAAACUGGUGUAGAGGACAAGGAGAUGAUGAAAAAGUAUGGCAAAUCCUUUAGAAAAUUAAUUUCUCUAUGCCUUCAAAAAGAUCCUUCCAAAAGGCCAACAGCAGCAGAACUUUUAAAAUGCAAAUUUUUCCAGAAAGCCAAGAAUAGAGAAUACCUGAUUGAAAAGCUUCUUACUAGAACACCUAAUAUAGCACAAAGAGCAAAAAAGGUUAGACGAGUUCCAGGUUCCAGUGGUCACCUCCAUAAAACAGAAGAUGGAGACUGGGAGUGGAGUGAUGAUGAAAUGGAUGAAAAGAGUGAAGAAGGAAAAGCUGCUGUUUCUCAGGAGAAGUCACGAAGAGUAAAAGAAGAGGAGAACACAGAGCCUCAGCCUGCUGUUAGCGAUGAAUAUAGUGAAGUUCCAUGUGCAGUGAAUCUUGUCUUGAGAUUAAGGAACUCCAGAAAAGAACUUAACGAUAUACGCUUUGAGUUUACUCCAGGCAGAGACACAGCAGAUGGUGUUUCUCAGGAGCUGUUCUCUGCAGGCCUCGUUGACGGCCACGAUGUAGUUAUAGAGCUAAUGCAUUGAAGAGUGACUCAUAAUAACUAGACUGUCGGGAAUUCUGCAGGUUUGAGAUACACCCUCAGGUAAUCAAGCUUUGCAUCUAAUAGCUUCUUCAAAGUUAUUUUAGCUAUGUAUGUCCUGUGUAAAAGGUGCACUUGAGAAAGUAUAUUGUGUGAAUAAGGCUGGUUUCAUGCACAUUCGCAUUGUACUGAAUUUUGUGUGAUGGAAACUCAGAUGUUCAAGGUGGUUAAAAAGAACACUGUGCUGGGUGAAUAGCAACUGCUGCUGUAAUGGCUUUUGUGGCUGAGCUGUGGCAUGACAUAAAUGCAUAAGAAGUUGUCAAUGUAACCAGAUUAAUCCAUACACACAUCAUUGGAAAUGUGUUCAUCUUAAAGGUACAAUCAAGUAAAUAACAAUUUUUCAUUACUUUAAGGGGGGGUGGAAAUGGAGUUGGUAGUUGCUUUCAGAGAAGGUUCUACUCACCAGUGUGAGGAACAAGUUCAUCUGUUUAUCAGUGGGAUUCGUUUGGGUUCUGCCUGAUAAAGCAGGUGAUGAUCUUAAGACUAAAAUAUUCUGUAUUCUCUCAUAGGUCUGAGUUGUGGUUUUAAGGUCUUUCAUUUGUUUUUGUUUUUUUCUUAUAUAAAAAAAAAUAAAGCAGCUAUGAAUUUGAAUCAGAAAUUGCUAAGACAGCAGUGUAAGUAAUGUUCCCCUUUCCAAUAGUAAUUUAGUUAGUAUUGUUUAUUUCCUCGGCAUUCACUUCUCCUGCAAGUAGUAUGUCAAAAUAAAGAUUUAAAGAUGUACUUAAAACUAGAGGUAGUCCAUUUCAAAACUUAACUCCUGAAAUCAGGGCUUGUUUUCUAAGUGUAUUUUUCACUGCUUCAAGUUUCAUACAAGGUAUUGAAGUAGCCUGACUGCCAUUUCAUCUUCUUAAUAGUUUUGUCAGAACAAAAUCUAUAAUUCAUUUUCUAUAAUUCAUAGCAGAUUUCAGAAAAGGAGAGGUGUGAACAUCUGAUGAGGAGAGGAGAUUACCAAGUCACAAAAUGCAUGGCAGAAUGUGACCUUGCUUUAUUUCUGCAUAGACCUACAUUUUUACUCUGAUUUGGCACAAUAAAGAUACUUGUUGAGCUGGCUUUGAUAUUUUGACAACAGUUUGAUAGGCAGCAAAACCUUUGUCUAAAAGCAAGCACUUGUUUUCUGUGUUCAGUCACUGGUAAUUGACUUUUUUCAACCUUGUACUAUGACUCACUCUUUUGUAUAGAAAAUUUAUGAGCUUGAUAUACUGUAAUAUCUCAGGCUUGUUAAACAUUCCUACUAGCAGUGUUGGGCAGCUGAUCUAAACUUUUGUUUCAGAUGUUAAUUUGAGUCUAAGCCACAGUGCAGGCUCGGAUUUUUCAAAACACUUGAAAAUGAAGGAGAAAUUGUGAUUGUAUAUUCAUACCUCAACCCUCUGAAUUCUUCUAGGUAUUGUCUACCUCCAUUAAAUGCUUGCAGAAGCUCACUCUGGAAUACAUAAGGAUUUAAAUAUCCAGAUAUGUUCUACCUAUCUUUUUAUGGCACUGUUAUAAAUGUGCAAUGGUUUGACUAAGAGUUCUUCACACUCUAUGGGAAAAUAAAAAUAUCCUGAAAACUCAGCCUUCCAUUUUUUAAAUAAGCUUCUGGGAAGUGGUACAAUGUGCCAGUUACUGCUGUGUUUUAAUUUUUAAAAAGUAUCAUAUUUUUAGAUUUUUUUCUUGGCAGGGGAUCUAAAAGUGUAGAAUAUAAUACAUUGCCUUGGGAUCAGAGGUGGCUACUAAAAAAAUUGAGAAUUUGAGUGUUUGCUCACAUGCUUUUGGUACUGAAAUACGUAUGUUUCUAGCAUUAAAAUUUCUUCUUCCAUGUCAGUGUAGUGCUUCUGCUUCAUAAAAUACGUUCUUCCAAUUGGGUGGGAUUUUUUCAGUCAAAUUACCUAGAGAAAAAUGUCUUAUUAUUUUGUCUGCCCUCCAUUUUCCAAUUUUUGUCUGUGAUCUCUGGGUAUUCUCCACAUUAGUGAAUGGUAAAGCACAGGGCUUUGAGAGCUGUUCUUAUUCCAUGAUCUCCUUUUUGUUGUGGUUUGAGUGAGGAUAAAUAUUCAAGAGCUUGAUUUGUUCUUAUAAGUAGGUCAGGAAUAUAUGCCCUGAUGCCUCUUCCAUGCCUUUGCCUCUUCUGCUCUUGAGUAGCAUAGCAUGGCUGGUUAUCAGCCAAAGCUUCGUCACAGUUCUCUUCCACCCCUUGAAACAGGAUACACCAGUGUCAAACUAGUAGUUAAAUGUCCUUAAAAAGUCUUCUGAAAGAUGUUGAAUAACCUUAACCUUUUGAUCGGUACUUCACACACACAAGAAAACUUACGUUCCUGAUUUCUGUCUGCUGUACUGGGGUUUAGAAACCAUGUGAACCUCAAGGCUGAAGUGGUUUUAAUAAUCACUUUAAGCUGUGGGAGUUGCUGACUGUCACGUAAUUGCAGUCCUGUUCACAGAGAUGCUGAAGGAGAUCUUUUCAGUUUUCCACUGUUCAAGUGGGGACUUUGGCCCUCUGUUAUUCUGUUGAUGAAUGCUGUUCUCCUGCAAAUGCGUUUUCUGACUGUAAAGCUGCAAAUCAAAACCUUGGAUAUUAAAGUAUCAAAUUUGAAAUGGAAUAAAUCAUUUUUACUGUCUUUGUAUCUCCCGAUUCAGCAAAGAGAAUUCAGACAAAUUUGUGAGCCUUAAUCUUCUUUUGAUAAAUUCCUAAUGACAGCCUCUUCAUAAAUAAUACAUUUCUAAAUGUUUUUAAUGUUUCUUCCUUAUCAGCAUCCAAUAGCAUCUUCAGAAUAGAAGCCAAGCUUGCUGUUGAUUUCUCUAUUUUCUUUCAUUUUUUUCUUAUGAGAACCAUGUCUAGCUCCUUGCAGUCCUCCAGCAAUAAACACUUGUUAAGUUAGCUGUCACAGAUCUCAAAAUGUUUUAAUAUUUCCCUUGCUACUGUUCUCAAGCAACAUAAACAAAAGAUUUUGACUAGCAUCCUGAAUGGAUGAAUUAACAGAAGCAUUCCCACCUAAAAGACACUUCUGACCUCUUUGAAAAGAUUUUUAAUCUUUCCUGCAGUUUGUGAGCUAUUAACAAACACUAGAUAGAAAUAAUCAAGAGAUCUGGAGGAAUUGUUACCAAAAAGCUAUAAAGUUUGAUUGCUAGAAUUGUUUGCAUAAUAUACUGUAAUCCAGUGCUGGCUAGGUUUCAGAGCUUGGUUUUGAUUUGGUUCUGAUCUUGCAAAUGCAUGAAAAUCACUGUGCAGUGUGAAAUACAAAUGAGUAUUUAGAUUGCAAUGGAUGUCUUGCAAUAAGUGGAACUGCCUCAUGAGUAUGCAUCAUAAAUUCAGCACUUUGGAAAAAAGCUCUAACUUGUCACUCAGACUUCCUGCUUCUUGAGACCUGCACAGGAAGAUACAGCAUUAAUCCUCAAAUCGGUAGACUCCUAAGGCAGUUAUUAAGUAGAACUCAUGUAUCAGAUGGAAAUGGCAAAAUAAACCCCUACGUCUGGGGGAGAAAUAAUAUUUGGUACGAUCAGGGAGAGCCAAUAAAUCUGUGUUGCUUUGAGUUUGGCCUUUCUAAUAGCAAUACAGUUGGAUGAAGUGGGGAGCAGCUAAAGUUGGCUACUUCUUGCUAUUUCUUACUGACUGCAUUUUGGACUACAUAAAAACAAUUUCACUUUUUAUUCAUUAAAUACAUUUUUUAUUUUCUCAGAGCUUUUUUUUUAGCAUCAGUAAUUUUGUACCCAAAUAAUGUUUGCU
This is a messenger RNA of Coturnix japonica (Japanese quail), 5302 nucleotides long. RefSeq names its product serine/threonine kinase 39 (gene STK39). Gene Ontology annotation, cellular component: cytoplasm; cytosol. Lineage: Eukaryota; Metazoa; Chordata; Aves; Galliformes; Phasianidae. Gene Ontology annotation, molecular function: ATP binding; protein serine/threonine kinase activity. Gene Ontology annotation, biological process: negative regulation of potassium ion transmembrane transporter activity; positive regulation of T cell chemotaxis; intracellular signal transduction. The record is from RefSeq and is a predicted model, not a curated record.